This is a messenger RNA of Tetrahymena thermophila SB210, 2490 nucleotides long. Its product is annotated as bardet-biedl syndrome protein, putative. Lineage: Eukaryota; Ciliophora; Oligohymenophorea; Hymenostomatida; Tetrahymenidae. The transcript is spliced from 10 exons. The record is from RefSeq and is a predicted model, not a curated record. Gene Ontology annotation, biological process: cilium assembly. Gene Ontology annotation, cellular component: BBSome; membrane.
AUGUCAUUAUUUCAAACAAAAGAAUGGUGGAAUACUAGAAUAUCAGGCAAUGAAGAGUUUGAUGAUAAGCAUUUACUAGUUGCAAAUAUUGAUAAUAAUCCAUAGCAUUAAGAUAGGGUUGUAGUUGGUUCCUUUUAAGGAUUUUUAAGAAUAUAUGCACCUAAAAAAAGAGAUUUCUAAAUAGAUGAUAUGAUUUUUGAACAAAAUUUUAAUGAACCUAUUAUCCAAGUAGGAUGUGGUUAUUAUUCUCCUAAUGCAGGCUUGUUGCUUUUGUCAGUAUUAUUUUUUAAAAAACUUUGCAUAUUUGAGUGUGAAACAACUGCAGAUUAAAGAAUUAAUUUAAAAAAGACAUAUGUCUGCAACCUUCCUAGAAACGCAUAUAACAUGUGUUAAGGAAAUUUUGGAGGAUCUUAAAAAGAUCAAAUAUGUGUAUAGAGUUGUGAUGGUUUGCUUAUGAUUAUAGAAUCAGAUUAGGUAACAGCUGGCGUUCAGCUGUAAGAAUUUCUACUACCUUCUCCUAUCUCUUACAAUUCUGCAACAGAUUAAAUAGUCUUAUAAAAUUCAUCAUAUGAAAUUGAAGCUUACAAAAUCUCUAACAUUGGUGCUGCGAGCAAUUCAAAUGGAACAAAAAAAUUGCUUCCAGAUUGGACUCUUAAUAUUGGCGAGUAGUGCCUCAAGCUGGAGUGUGUUUGUCGUGAUCAUAAAGUAUUUGAUUUUAUAGCUUUGACUGAGGAAGCCUUAUUUGUGAUUACAUAAACAGGAUAAAUAAGAACAUAAAAAAGAUUCGAUUAUCCUGCUGCUAAUUUUUAUAUUAAUGAAAUUCCAGAAAAACAUGCUAAGGCUGUCUUAGAUCCAUUAAGCUAGCAGCCUCUGCGUGUUAUUAGUUUAAUAAUCACUUCGUUUACUCACCACCUUAUGAUUUAUGAGGAUUUCCAGCUUCUCUGGGCAACAAAAACAGAUCAUGUUUGUCAUGGUGUUGGAGUAGGAACAUUUGAUGGCUAGAGAGGUUUACUAGUUGGUUUAAAUGAUGAAGGCUGGUUGAAUGUAUCUUAUUUGGGUACAGAACCACCACUCAAUUAGAUGGAUAGCUUUGCUCCUCUUCCUGGAUAAAACUUAACAAUAAAUUAAAUCAGUGAUAUGUAUGAAGUAGCAUUUUAGAAAAUCAAUUAAUUAGAAAGUAAAUAGCCUGUUAAGAAGGCUGAUGCAAACGAAACUAUGAAUAUAAAUAUUUAAGUUUCAGCUCCUAUUCCUGCUUAUGACUAUGUAUAAGAUGAUGAAAAAUAUUAUAAGUUUGAAAAUGGAUCAGUUAAAUGCGUAAAAGUAAAUGUGAAUCUUUAAUAUACUGGAAUUAAAGCUUCUGAUGUGAUUAUAUCUCUUAUCUUACCUCCAAAUUUAGAAGUACCAGCAAAUAAAAUGCCUCAUUCAGUACAAGAAAUAGUUAAUUCAUAUUAGUACGAGUUUCCAAUAUACGUACUCAAGUCUUUCAACCCGUCAGCCAGCUAAGUAGAAAUUCUUGUUUCAUACCACAACAGUGCUCCAGGAAAGUAAGCUAAUAGAGACCCAAGAAAUUCAGUAGGUAGAAUUGAAUUACCUUGCGGUUUAUAAUGCCAUUUAGCAGUACCUAUAAAAAAUGCAAAUUACAAAUUAAAUUUCAAUACAAGUUUACCAUGCGAAAAUAUUUCAGAAGUCUUUAAGGAUGUAGUUGAUAAAUGCACAAAUAAAGAAGAAUGUCUUUAAGCACCUAAUACUUAUACCUUUGAAUAUUCAAAUGGAAAUUAUGGAACUAUUUUAUGCUCUAAGCAAGGAGAUAAAUAUAGAAUUUAAAGCUCUACUUUUGAGGGAAUAUAUUUCAUCAUGCUUUAUUUUUUCUAAAAGAUAAAAAAAUAUUAAGAGUCAAAGAAAAAUGUAGCUGACAUAACAUUCACCGAAGUUGUAACAUUUUAAGAUUUCUUUACAGUAGUAGAUGCUCAUUAUCUACUUCGCCAUAAAUUAUUGGAUAGCAAAGACCUUUUAGAAAAAAAAGCUACUGAAUUCCGUACUAUUUAAAAAAGAUUAUUAACUAGAUUUAAAGAAAAGAAUCCUGCUCCUAUAAAUAACUUAGAUAUAUUGAUGCAAAAGAGUUUUGAUGAUUUAAUACAAUUGGGAAAUAAAUAUGAGAAGAUUUAAGAAUAGCUAAAUCAAGUUUCAAAUAAUUUAUCAAUUACUGUCAAGCUUAUUUUGUGGCUUUUUAAAAUUAGAUUUAAUCUCUCAUCUGAAACUAUGUACCAGCUAGAAAAUGCAAUUAGUAGUGAUAUUACAGGAGACGAAGAGGAAAUAGGAUGGGAAGAAAUAACAAAUGCUAAUGUAAUUUACUUACUUAAGGUAGUAAUGAAGAAAGAAAUGAAAGAAACUCACUUAAAUAUUUAAAAAAUUGAUGAUUUUGCAAAAUUCAAAAAGAAUCUCACAUUUGUUUUUGACAAAAUCUCAAAAGGCUAACUAGAAAAAUAAUGA